Messenger RNA from Parathielavia appendiculata, 1179 nucleotides. RefSeq lists its product as uncharacterized. Bases 182 to 961 code for a protein of 259 amino acids. NCBI's taxonomy places the organism in Eukaryota, Fungi, Ascomycota, Sordariomycetes, Sordariales, Chaetomiaceae. The record is from RefSeq and is a predicted model, not a curated record. The transcript has a single exon.
CCUCUCGACUGGAGCAACUGCGGGUUCCGAGGCCUGGAAUCGUCGACGCUCUUCAAUUUCUGCCUAGGUACCUACCCUUAGUUAUUGGCGCGCUUGAUAUCGCUUGCUGGACAGUGAGCAUUUCGUCUCUGGCGGCUUGCCUUCCAGUCCAUGCAACCCGAAAUCCUUCCAGUCCGGGGAGAUGCCGCGGCUCAGCGAAAUCAGCUACUCUCACGCGGCGACCGUUGGCGCCAUUAGCGCUUACUUUAACUUUCUCGCCGUCAUGUACCUGGACGAGGCCGACAUUCUUCGACCACCCGAGGGCGGCUGGCCCGAGAUGACACCUGGUCGUCUCCAGAGCUUCGGCAAGACCGACAAAGUCAACAUGCUGUUGCGCCAAAUCCCCUACCUCCGUCACGACACCUACGGAGUGAAAAGCGAGGCCGAAGUUGGUUCCCGUGAUGUGCGGUUCUGGAACUGGAUGGAGGUGUUUCGUAAUCUUGACCGCCGCCCUUGGCUAGACGACAAGGAAGAACUGGAGGAAUGCAAGAUCAUGACGGAGCCCCUUGACGAACACGGGGAACCUGGGCUCGCACCGCCGCACGCCGUCGGCCUCAUUUGCACGCCGUCGGCCAGGGAUGAAAGCCGGUGGAUACUCGACACGGAGCUUGGUGUCAUCUACUGGCUUGCGUGCCCCGACAGCAUCAGAUACGAACCGACCCGGGAACCCAUCCUCUACGAUGCCUUUGACUAUUAUGCUCCCGAGGGCGAGGCGGAAUGGCGCAGCGAGCCCGCCUGGGCCGUGGUCAACUUUUUCGAGCUCCUCAAGGACCAGUUCCGGCUGCUGUGUACUUGGUGCCGGUCAGCCCUACGGUUCUGCUCAACAUGGACGAGGUCCCAACCGAGGUUCAAGAGGCUCAGCCAAUCUAUCGCGAGCAUAGCUGGCCAGACCUGGCCCGCUAUCGCAAGGACACGUGCUUGAGGGCGGUCCGGGAGAGGCUGGAGGAACGGUACGGCGAGGACUGCGAGCUGCUGGGGCUGUGAUAUGGCCCUGUCUUGGCAGUUGGCUUGGCUGUUGGUUGUAUUGCACACUUGUGCUCCGCAUGUAAGGUAGUGCUCGAGUCACUCCAGCCGCCAAAGGGCGGCUAGUCGGAAUGGCGUUCUCAGAGCCCGACGUGUAGCCGAACUCCCACCACCCAG